GCUUAUCCCGAGUCGACGCCAGCUCAGUGUGUAGUAGCCAGUUCACUCUCUGACUGCACACCAUACCCGCUUUUCCUGCUGGCAUGAGCGAACCCCGCUAACCAGAUCGCUAGCUUGUGGUACCCAGUCCUCGCGGGCAUUUGAUACCCACUCUACAAUGUCUGCCACUACAUACUUAAAAUUCGCAGUCGCUGUGAAAGAUGUUCUCGUGGCUUUGGUGGAAAAAGCGCCCGAUAUUAUCAAAGCCUUAAAGGAGGAUGGCAGCGGGAAGGUGAAACAGGAACACGAGGAUCUUGCACAGGACAUAUGCGCCCUUCGGAAGGAACAAGACCGGACUUCAGAGAAAAUCAACGCCUUAGUUGAGAGCCAAGAAAAAUUGAACAAAACCCUCGAGCUGCUGAUAAGACUGCUGACAGCGCUAGAUAGCCUGCCGUCAGGGACUUCGCGAGACCUGCGAGAGAGCAUUCGCGACGUCUUGGGUCAAGGAGGCCUCCGCCAGGACUCAGGCGCGCCUGUGCACGAGGAAAAUUUUUAUUCGUCAGAUCAGCAUUACGAGAACAGCUCUGAAAACCAGGCUCCCUCAGGGAUAACCUGUGCAGUCUGUAGGUCGACCUACAAUGCGCACGAUCGUCGUCCGCUUAUCUCUCCAGCUGCGGCCACACCUUCUGCGAGGAAUGCCUUAGGACGGAGAACCGCAAGAGUGUGUUCCGGUGCCCUUCUUGCCGGCAGGACGCGACCAGUUCUGGACGCUGAAGCCAACUUCGCGCUGCUCGACCUGCUCGAAGCGGAGAUCAGGGACGACGAAGACGACGAAGACGACCUCAAGAAGGGUCUCCGCAUGGACGACGACGAUGCUCUCCCUCGCCCUCCACAUGUCGAGAACAAGGAGUAG
Molecule: messenger RNA, 892 nt
Organism: Penaeus vannamei (Pacific white shrimp)
Lineage: Eukaryota; Metazoa; Arthropoda; Malacostraca; Decapoda; Penaeidae
Source: RefSeq, a predicted model, not a curated record